AUGCUCAAGCAUGAUCAGAUGUCCGUCAUGAUCAACGAACAUGCUGGAAAGGCAAAGGACGCAUUCGUCGUGAUCAGGGACUUCGUCAUCGCCUACGGUCCUACGCUGGUAAUCCCCAAGGAAAUCGUCGAACAGGUUGCAGCAUACGUAGUUGCAGCAGCGAUAGAUGUAAUCGUAGACAGAAUUGCUGUUGAGGCACAAACUCUGCUCGCGACGGACUUGUCGGUCGCUGAACUGGCCCAAUCUCACACGAAGCCCACGACACGGCUACGACUACGUCCACGUCUACGUCCAAAACCGGGUGCCCCGGCCCAACAAAGACACCUCAAACUGCCGGACGAUAACCAACAGCAAAUGGCUAUCGGUCCUAUCUGCAAAGGCAAGAGUACGAGGCCUGUCCAGGUAAUCCUCCAAACGAGAAGAGUCCUCUUCGUCAUAGACGAAGUUAUGGUUGAGAAAAUGAUGGGUUUUCCGGAGCUAUUCAAGAGCUCUGACGAUGGCGACGAAGAAGUGCAACGCAGCGAGGAGUCCAGCAGAGUGCGCCUCGACUACUGGAGGCCGCUAUAUCCGAAGUACUGCAAUGAAGUGAACAAGGAGCCGGAGAAGGAAUUGAAGAAGCCGUAUUCGAACGAGGAGAUUAAGCCCCAGAAGCGAUCUUACCAGAUUAAUAAACCCUCGCCGCCCCCUGAUCCGCAAGAGUACAAUGGAUUGGAGUUUGGGUUUGAGUGGUCGGGUGGUGACUGGGAGGGGUCAUGUAGGACUUCUUCGAAACAGCCGUCUUCCAGGAAGAUAAAAAACCCUCCAUGGAAUCAAGUACGGCUGCACGUAUCGUGA
Messenger RNA from Trematosphaeria pertusa, 834 nucleotides. RefSeq lists its product as uncharacterized. The record is from RefSeq and is a predicted model, not a curated record. NCBI's taxonomy places the organism in Eukaryota, Fungi, Ascomycota, Dothideomycetes, Pleosporales, Trematosphaeriaceae. The coding region runs from base 1 to 834 and encodes 277 amino acids. The transcript is spliced from 3 exons.